This is a messenger RNA of Apaloderma vittatum (bar-tailed trogon), 601 nucleotides long. Its product is annotated as transient receptor potential cation channel subfamily M member 3-like. Gene Ontology annotation, biological process: monoatomic cation transmembrane transport. The annotation marks the transcript as partial. The record is from RefSeq and is a predicted model, not a curated record. Gene Ontology annotation, molecular function: monoatomic cation channel activity. Lineage: Eukaryota; Metazoa; Chordata; Aves; Trogoniformes; Trogonidae. The transcript has 4 exons.
AUGGACUUUGUGAAACCCUUGGCACAUCAGCAACAGAAGGAGCAGGAGAAAGCACCCAGAGAGAAAUGCUUGUCAGGAAGAGACAGAUGUUAUGUACGUGUGUCUUUUGACACAAAGCCUGACCUUCUUCUGCAUCUGAUGACCAAAGAGUGGCAACUUGAGCUCCCUAAACUUCUCAUCUCUGUGCAUGGGGGCCUUCAGAAUUUUGAACUUCAGCCAAAACUCAAGCAGGUCUUUGGAAAAGGACUCAUUAAGGCUGCUAUGACAACUGGAGCAUGGAUAUUCACUGGAGGAGUAAACACAGGAGUCAUUCGGCAUGUUGGAGAUGCACUGAAAGAUCAUGCGUCAAAAUCUAGAGGGAAGAUCUGCACCAUUGGUAUAGCUCCAUGGGGGAUUGUGGAAAAUCAAGAGGAUCUGAUUGGCAAAGAUGUGGUCCGACCAUACCAGACAAUGUCCAAUCCCAUGAGUAAGUUGACAGUGCUCAACAGUAUGCAUUCACAUUUUAUUUUGGCUGACAAUGGCACUACUGGUAAAUAUGGAGCAGAAGUGAAACUUCGUAGACAGUUGGAAAAGCACAUUUCACUUCAGAAGAUAAAUACAA